AUGAAAGAACAGAACAUCACCCCAUCCCUAGCCAUCAAAGCCGGACCAUGUUAGGACUAUGCUGACUUUAGUUAAGGUCCUAAUGAGAAGACCAGCUGUCACAAGAUGGAGAGAGCAGCAGUAGGCUAAGGUUACGUCCCAAACUGCACCCUAUUCCCUAUGCAGUGCACUACUUUUGAGCAGGGCCCAUAGGGAAUAGGGUGCCAUUUGGGAUGUCGACUAAUGGUAACCUCUCCCCUUGGCUUUAACCGGAGUCAUUCAACCAAUCAGGCAGCGUUUACACAGGCAGCCCAGUUAUUGGCAAAAGAUCUGAUCGGAUUGGUCAAAAGACAAAUUAGUGGCAAAAGGUCAGUGUUGGGCUGCCUGUGUCAAUGCAGCCGUUGACCUUCCAUCUCCGAUAUGGAGGACAUGGGAUCCCGACCCAAAUGACAUUAGCUGAGCUGAGGGAAGCUUAAUUGGUUUCAUUGAUUUGGAUUUGGCUUGCAGCCUCGGACAACGUUUAUGUAUGAGAAUGGCGUGUUUAUAGUCAGCUGUUGUUUGUAUACUGGUAAAUUAAGUUUUCAGAUUUUGGUCAUGAUUUGGCCUAGACACAACGGUCUAGACCAGGGGUGGACUAACCUUUUUGGCUCAAGGGCCACAUUGAGUUUUUGAAACCAAGUGCGUGACAAAACAUGUGAAGCCUUUUUUAAAUUCAUUUUUGCAUUGACACGCAACUACUAGUGUGCUGUAGGUGUACAUACGCUUGCAGAACAAUUCUACCCUUGUACCAUCGCUACCCUUGUUUUUUUUUUUGUGAGCACAUUUUUCAAGAUUUUCACAAAAUUGAUAUAAUUUAUAACAUCACAGACAGUCAAACACACACAGAUCCUGCAUCUAUACCCUUGUAAAGUACAAACUUAGUCACAAUAUGCAAACUAAAAAUAUGACUUGAGACUGAAAAUGUAACAGCAGAUGUGUAAAAAAAAAAAACGAUUCUAGAUUUGAUAGAGCAUCUGUUUCAUUUGGAACGGUCUGUUUUUGAAAGCAUAUCAAGGAACAAUUCUCAUCUCCAUUGUGAGCCAUAUUUACAGUUAUCCAAUCACCUCACCCCAAAUCUGACUGAUUUUAGUUAUUACCUGUAUCCAAGUGCAUUGCUGGACAAUUCUCACUGCAUAACCAUCACCAUGAAAAAGCAUAAUCCUUGCAUACCCCAGUCAGUCAGGUUAUUCGAGUCUUAAUGUGAACAAUGGGUCUGGUCACCUCUCUUGGCAAGGGCAUCAAAGUCUGGUGUCAUCUUUUGAUGUAGAGAUUCUCAGAACAGCUGACGAGUGGUAAUUUGUUAAAUUUGACCUGUGACGGGAUUUGUUGUAAUUCAUGACUGAGAACGUUUGUUCACACACACAUGUGUGGACCUGAAUAAAACAAGCAUCCUUUGGGUGUGCUUUUUAAUGUUUGGGAACUUCGAUCAAAGUGCUAGUGUGUGUCUCAGUGCGGCACUGUGAUGUGGGCGCGUUCAGUGCGGCCAGUGUCGGAAAAUGAGCGCGAGACCGGCUGCUCAUUUGUCUGGAGAACAACAUACGUUUGGCCUUUGAAUGCUUUGACGUUGGAAUACAGUUCAUGCACAAAAACACAAUUUCCCUGCAGUGUCACAUUUCGAUCGUUCAGAUGCCCCAAUAUGUCCACACCGAAAGCAAAGUCGCCCAGCCAGUCUGUGUCUUUUCAACACGGAGAAGUCGUCAGCUUUACCCACCAUAUCAAGGAACAUACCUAUCUCCCCUCUCAGUUCCCACACACUGCAAAAUACUUUUCCCAGGCUUAGCCAGCGCACAUUUGAAUGGUACAUCAAGUCCUGGUGCUCUGCCUCUGUGUCAUUGAGCAGAUGACAACCACUUUGACAACAUUUUCCAGCUUUAACACACUUUUAGAAUGCUUGCUUGAAAAAUGACGAUUGAGAUUAUAUUCCGUAAAAAUGGCAACACUUUCUUAGCUUCUCAUACAUACCACCUUAUUUCUAAUAUUAGUAAAGUAUUUUGCUGUCCAUUCUUCUUUAAACACACAACAUUCAGAGUCCUCAUUUUCGCAGCACUCAUUUUUCACGUCAAAAGUCGUCAAGCAAUGAAGUGGCUAUGACUGAGCGCGUUCUGAAUCUGACUGAAGGCCAAAAUAUAGAGCGCGCUACCAGGCUACAGCGCCAUCUAUUGGAGGUUGUUUGUAUAUCAUGGAAUGAGUAAUUUUAGGCCAAAAAUCGUAACUCAAAUAUAAUAUUUAAUACAUUAAAAAAAUGUCUCGUGGGCCGGAUUGAAGUGCCCAGCUUUACUACUUAGCCCCCCCCCCCCCUGGUCUAGAUCCCAGUCCCGUUGUAGACCUGUGGCCUGUUGACUUAUGCAUCUCAAUAUGCAGUGGAAGUACACAGGGAGUUUUAUAACCCCCUCAAAAGGCUUAACGUCAUUUAGCAGAUGCUCUUAUCCAGAGCGACUUAGUUAGUGAGUGCAUAAUUAUUUUAUUUUUUUCAUACUGGCCCCCCUUGGGAAUCGAACCCACAACCCUGGCGUUGCAAACGCCAUGCUCUACCAACUGAGCUACAUCCCUGCCGGCCAUUCCCUCCCCUACCCUGGACGACGACUACGACGCUGGGCCAAUUGUGCGCCGCCCCAUGGGUCUCCCGGUCGCGGCCGGCUAUGACAGAGCCUGGAUUCGAACCAGGAUUUCUUAGUUCAGAAUUGGUUCAUUUAACAGCUAAUUCAGGUCGAGUCAUGCGUAACCGGAAACGUGACCCGCCAAACCGGGCUUCUUAACACCUGCUCGCAUAACCCGGAAGCCAGCUGCACCAAUGUGUCGGAGGAAACACCAUUCAGCUGACGACCAAAGUCAGCCCACAGGCGCCCGGCCUGCCAAAAGGAGUCGCUAGAGAGCGCUGAGCCAAUUAAAGCCACCCCGGCCAAACCCUCCCCUAACCCGGACGACGCUGGGCCAAUUGUGCACCGCCCUGUGGGACUCCCGGUCACGGCCGGUAAUGACACAGCCUGGGAUCGAACCCAAUGCUGUAGUGACGCUGCAACAAUGCAGUGCCUUAGAGAGGCCGUUACUGCCUUAUUCUAAAAUGGAUUACAUGAUUUUUUCCCCCCCUCAUCAAUCUACACACAAUACCCCAUAAUGACAAAGCAAAAAAACUUUUUUAGAAUUUGAACAUUUAGUGUCAACUAUAAACAAAUAAAUAUCAAUAUGGCAUUGAGAGUUCAUUGAAAGAUUGCCUUCCAUAAUCAAACCACACACACAUAAGUAGCAGUAAAGAACAUCCACUAAACAUGGCUUCUGGUCCAGACCAAUGGAAAUAUGUAGCAAUUGCACCAUGAUACUGUCAGACUCAAAGAAAACACCUAAACCUUGCACCAUCCCUACGGUGAAGCGUGGUGGUGGCAGCAUCAGGCUGUGGGGAUGUUUUUCCAGCAGCAGGGACUGGGAGACUAGUCAGGAUCGAUGGAAAGAUGAACGGAGCAAAGUACAGAGAGAUCCUUGAUGAAAACCUGCUCCAGAGCGCUCAGGACAUCAGACUGGGGCGAAGGUUCACCUUCCAACAAGACAACGACCCUAAGCACACAGCCAAGACAACGCAGGAGUGGCUUCGGGACAAGUCUCUGAAUGUCCUUAAGUGGCCCUGCCAGAGCCCGGACUUGAACCCGAUCGAACAUCUCUGGAGAGAUCUGAAAAUAGCUGUGCAGCAAUGCUCCCCAUCCAACCUGACAGAGCUUGAGAGGAUCUGCAGAGAAGAAUGGGAGAAACUCCCCAAAUACAGUUGUGCCAAGCAUGUAGCAUCAUACCCAAGAAGACUCGAGGCUGUAAUCGCUGCCAAAGGUGCUUCAGCAAAGUACUGAGUAAAGGGUCUGAAUACUUACGUAAAUUUGAUAUUUGUUUUUCGUUUUUUAUAAAUUAGCAACAAUUUCCACAAACCUGUUUUUGCUUUGUCAUUAUGGGGUAUUGUGUGUAGAUUGACGAGGGGGAAAAAAACGAUUUAAUCCAGGUUAGAAUAAGGCUUUAACGUAACAAAAUGUGGAAAAAGUCAAGGGGUUUGAAUACUUCCCGACGGCAUUGUAUAUAAUCAUGGUGUACAAAACACCUGUCUGUUUCGCCCGUCUGAGUGGACUGAUCCAUUGUGGAGGCCGUGGGGAUGGCACAGUCCUUCACUAAGACGUGCUACUGAAAUUGUACAGUGGGGGAAAAAAGUAUUUAGUCAGCCACCAAUUGUGCAAGUUCUCCCACUUAAAAAGAUGAGAGGCCUGUAAUUUUCAUCAUAGGUACACGUCAACUAUGACAGACAAAAUGAGAAAAAAAAAUCCAGAAAAUCACAUUGUAGGAUUUUUAAUGAAUUUAUUUGCAAAUUAUGGUGGAAAAUAAGUAUUUGGUCAAUAACAAAAGUUUCUCAAUACUUUGUUAUAUACCCUUUGUUGGCAAUGACACAGGUCAAACGUUUUCUGUAAGUCUUCACAAAGUUUUCACACACUGUUGCUGGUAUUUUGGCCCAUUCCUCCAUGCAUAUCUCCUCUAGAGCAGUGAUGUUUUGGGGCUGUCGCUGGGCAACACAGACUUUCAACUCCCUCCAAAGAUUUUCUAUGGGGUUGAGAUCUGGAGACUGGCUAGGCCACUCCAGGACCUUGAAAUGCUUCUUACGAAGCCACUCCUUUGUUGCCCGGGCGGUGUGUUUGGGAUCAUUGUCAUGCUGAAAGACCCAGUCACGUUUCAUCUUCAAUGCCCUUGCUGAUGGAAGGAGGUUUUCACUCAAAAUCUCACGAUACAUGGCCCCAUUCAUUCUUUCCUUUACACGGAUCAGUCGUCCUGGUCCCUUUGCAGAAAAACAGCCCCAAAGCAUGAUGUUUCCACCCCCCAUGCUUCACAGUAGGUAUGGUGUUCUUUGGAUGCAACUCAGCAUUCUUUGUCCUCCAAACACGACGAGUUGAGUUUUUACCAAAAAGUUCUAUUUUGGUUUCAUCUGACCAUAUGACAUUCUCCCAAUCCUCUUCUGGAUCAUCCAAAUGCACUCUAGCAAACUUCAGACGGGCCUGGACAUGUACUGGCUUAAGCAGGGGGACACGUCUGUCACUGCAGGAUUUGAGUCUCUGGCGGCGUAGUGUGUUACUGAUGGUAGGCUUUGUUACUUUGGUCCCAGGUCUCUGCAGGUCAUUCACUAGGUCCCCCCGUGUGGUUCUGGGAUUUUUGCUCACCGUUCUUGUGAUCAUUUUGACCCCACUGGGUGAGAUCUUGCGUGGAGCCCCAGAUCGUGGGAGAUUAUCACUGGUCUUGUAUGUCUUCCAUUUCCUAAUAAUUGCUCCCACAGUUGAUUUCUUCAAACCAAGCUGCUUACCUAUUGCAGAUUCAGUCUUCCCAGCCUGGUGCAGGUCUACAAUUUUGUUUCUGGUGUCCUUUGACAGCUCUUUGGUCUUGGCCAUAGUGGAGUUUGGAGUGUGACUGUUUGAGGUUGUGGACAGGUGUCUUUUAUACUGAUAACAAGUUCAAACAGGUGCCAUUAAUACAGGUAACGAGUGGAGGACAGAGGAGCCUCUUAAAGAAGAAGUUACAGGUCUGUGAGAGCCAGAAAUCUUGCUUGUUUGUAGGUGACCAAAUACUUAUUUUCCACCAUAAUUUGCAAAUAAAUUCAUAAAUAAUCCUACAAUGUGAUUUUCUGGAGAGAGAAAAAUUUGAUAAUGAAAAUUUUAGGCCUCUCUCAUCUUUUUAAGUGGGAGAACUUGCACAAUUGGUGGCUGACUAAAUACUUUUUUCCCCACUGUAUGCUUGCAGAACAAUUCUACCCUUGUACCAUCUCUACCCUUGUUUUUUUUGUGAGCACAUUUUUCACGAUUUUCACAAAAUUGAUAUAAUUUAUAACAUCAGACAGUCAAACACACACAGAUCCUGCAUCUCUACCCUUGUAAAGUACAAACUUUGUCACAAUAUGCAAACUAAAAAUAGAUAUACACUGCUCAAAAAAAUAAAGGGAACACUUAAACAACACAAUGUAACUCCAAGUCAAUCACACUUCUGUGAAAUCAAACUGUCCACUUAGGAAGCAACACUGAUUGACAAUACAUUUCACAUGCUGUUGUGCAAAUGGAAUAGACAACAGGUGGAAAUUAUAGGCAAUUAGCAAGACACCCCCAAUAAAGGACUGGUUUUGCAGGUGGUGACCACAGACCACUUCUCAGUUCCUAUGCUUCCUGGCUGAUGUUUUGGUCACUUUUGAAUGCUGGCGGUGCUUUCACUCUAGUGGUAGCAUGAGACGGAGUCUACAACCCACACAAGUGGCUCAGGUAGUGCAGCUCAUCCAGGAUGGCACAUCAAUGCGAGCUGUGGCAAGGUUUGCUGUGUCUGUCAGCGUAGUGUCCAGAGCAUGGAGGCGCUACCAGGAGACAGGCCAGUACAUCAGGAGACGUGGAGGAGGCCGUAGGAGGGCAACAACCCAGCAGCAGGACCGCUACCUCCGCCUUUGUGCAAGGAGGAGCAGGAGGAGCACUGCCAGAGCCCUGCAAAAUGACCUCCAGCAGGCCACAAAUGUGCAUGUGUCUGCACAAACGGUCAGAAACAGACUCCAUGAGGGUGGUAUGAGGGCCCGACGUCCACAGGUGGGGGUUGUGCUUACAGCCCAACACCGUGCAGGACGUUUGGCAUUUGCCAGAGAACACCAAGAUUGGCAAAUUCGCCACUGGCGCCCUCUGCUCUUCACAGAUGAAAGCAGGUUCACACUGAGCACAUGUGACAGACGUGACAGAGUCUGGAGACGCCGUGGAGAACGUUCUGCUGCCUGCAACAUCCUCCAACACGACCAGUUUGGCGGUGGGUCAGUCAUGGUGUGGGGUGGCAUUUCUUUGGUGGGCCGCAAAGCCCUCCAUGUGCUAGCCAGACGUAGCCUGACUGCCAUUAGGUACCGAGAUGAGAUCAUCAGACCCCUUGUGAGACCAUAUGCUGGUGCGGUUGGCCCUGGGUUCCUCCUAAUGCAAGACAAUGCUAGACCUCAUGUGGCUGGAGUGUGUCAGCAGUUCCUGCAAGAGGAAGGCAUUGAUGCUAUGGACUGGCCCGCCCGUUCCCCAGACCUGAAUCCAAUUGAGCACAUCUGGGACAUCAUGUCUCGCUCCAUCCACCAACGCCACGUUGCACCACAGACUGUCCAGGAGUUGGCGGAUGCUUUAGUCCAGGUCUGGGAGGAGAUCCCUCAGGAGACCAUCCGCCACCUCAUCAGGAGCAUGCCCAGGCGUUGUAGGGAGGUCAUACAGGCACGUGGAGGCCACACACACUACUGAGCCUCAUUUUGACUUGUUUUAAGGACAUUACAUCAAAGUUGGAUCAGCCUGUAGUGUGGUUUUCCACUUUAAUUUUGAGGGUGACUCCAAAUCCAGAACUCCAUGGGUUGAUACAUUUGAUUUCCAUUGAUAAUUUUUGUGUGAUUUUGUUGUCAGCACAUUCAACUAUGUAAAGAAAAAAGUAUUUAAUAAGAUUAUUUCAUUCAUUCAGAUCUAGGAUGUGUUAUUUUAGUGUUCCCUUAAUUUUUUUGAGCAGUGUAUAUUAUGACUUGAGACUGAAAAUGUAACAGCAGAUGUGUAAAAAAAAAAAAACGAUUCUAGAUUUGAUAGAGCAUCCGUUUCAUUUGGAACGGUCUGUUUUUGAAAGCAUAUCAAGGAACAAUUCUCAUCUCCAUUGUGAGCCAUAUUUACAGUUAUCCAAUCACCUCACCCCAAAUCUGACUGAUUUUUAGUUAUUACCUGUAUCCAAGUGCAUUGCUGGACAAUUCUCACUGCAUAACCAUCACCAUGAAAAAGCAUAAUCCUUGCAUACCCCAGUCAGUCAGGUUAUUCGAGUCUUAAUGUGAACAAUGGGUCUGGUCACCUCUCUUGGCAAGGGCAUCAAAGUCUGGUGUCAUCUUUUGAUGUAGAGAUUCUCAGAACAGCUGACGAGUGGUAAUUUGUUAAAUUUGACCUGUGACGGGAUUUGUUGUAAUUCAUGACUGAGAACGUUUGUUCACACACACAUGUGGACCUGAAUAAAACAAGCAUCCUUUGGGUGUGCUUUUUAAUGUUUGGGAACUUCGAUCAAAGUGCUAGUGUGUGUCUCAGUGCGGCACUGUGAUGUGGGCGCGUUCAGUGCGUUCAGUGUCGGAAAAUGAGCGAGAGACCGGCUGCUCAUUUGUCUGGAGAACAACAUACGUUUGGCCUUUGAAUGCUUUCACGUUGGAAUACAGUUCAUGCACAAAAACACAAUUUCCCUGCAGUUAUAUAAUAUCUUAAUAUAAGUUUAUAUAUUAUUUUAUAUUAAGUAAAUAUAACAUAAUAUAAUAACUUAAUAUAAUAUAACAGAGCGCUUAAAGCAUCAGACAGUGAAUAUAGUUGAUUUGAAGUGGUCCUCUGUAGCUCAACGUGGUCCUCUGUAGCUCAAUUGGUAGAGCACGGCGCUUGUAACGCCAGGGUAGUGGGUUCGAUCCCCGGGGCUACCCAUACGUUAAAAAAAAUGUAUGCACGCAUGACUGUAAGUCGCUUUGGAUAAAAGCGUCUGCUAAAUGGCUUAUUAUUAUUAUUAUUAUUAUUAUUAUUAUUAAAACAUAUAGGAUGUGUCUCCUAUAUGGAAAAAUACACAUUUAAAAAUGUUUCAACCAAUCGAUUGUUUCAAAGAACAGAGGACUCUUGGUUGACCAAUAUUUGUUUUAGUCGGGGAUAGCCCUACUGUGCAUUGAAAUUGCCAUCGAUAAAAUGCAUUUGGGUUCGUUGUCCGUAACACGACGAGGCCGGUUGGACGUAAUGCCAGGGCGGCAUAUGGUAGAGAAAUUAUUAUUCAAUUAUCUGGCAACGGCUCUGGUGGACAUUUUCUGCAGUCAGCAUUCCAAUUGCACGCUCCCUCAACUUGACACAUCUGUGGCGUUGUUUGACAAAACUGCACAUUUUAUAGUGGCCUUUUAUUGUCCCCAGCACAAGGUGCACCUGUGUAAUGAUCAUACUGUUUUAAUCAGCUUCUUGAUAUGCCACACCUGUCAGGUGGAUGGAUUAUCUUGAAAAAUUAGAAAUGCUCACUAGCAGGGAUGUAAACAAAUUUGUGCACAAAAUUGUAGAGAAAUAAGCUUUUUGUGUAUGGAAAAUUUCUGGGAUCUUUUAUUUCAGCUCAUGAAACAUGGGACCAACACUUUACAUGUUGCGUUUUAUAUUUUUGUUGUAUGUGUUGGUGGCCGGUUUCCCGGACAAAGAUUAAGCCAAGUCCUGGACUAAAAGGCACUUUUCAAAUCAAAGUUGAUUGGUUGAGUGUAUAUACAGUUUAUCAGAUGUUUAUAGGGGGUGCAUCUAAAUGCUGAUGUUACUAGCUCCUAACAGUGCAGCAUAAAUGUCAAACAAGUACGUACACAAAUAAUAAUCAAAAUUGAGGUUGUAAUUGGAGGUUCUGUGUAUUUUUAUGGGCACAAGCACUGUUCACACCCCUAUUGUUGGUGGAGAGAAUUUAGACUGCAACAUUUCCUCCAUGACAAAAAUGUGUAGAAUUGCAGGAAUAAAGCUUUUAAACCUGCUAAAAUCUCUCCACCAACAGAGGGGUGGGAACAGUCGGGAACAAAGGGGUGGGAACAGUCGGGAACAGAGGGGUGGGAACAGUCGGGAACAGAGGGGUGGGAACAGUCGGGAACAGAGGGGUGGGAACAGUCGUGAACAGAGGGGUGGGAAUCCUAGAGGACAGGGAAUACAUAUUAUAACAGAUACUGGAUCAUGUCAAAUUAAUUCUGUUGUUUUGAUCCUAACCUUGUCUCGCUCUCUCCCCCCCCAUCACACUCCCUCUCUUUCUCUCCCUCUCUUUCUCCCCCAUCACUCUCUCCCCCCAUCACUCUCUCCCUCUCUUUCUCUCCCUCUCUUUCUCUCCCUCUCUUUCUCUCCCUCUCUUUCUCUCCCUCCUUCUCUCCUCUCCCUCUCUCUCUCCCUCUCUCUCCCGUUUCACCCCCGCUUUCACCCCCUCUCUCCCUCCCCAUCACUCUUCCUCUCCCUCUCUUUCUCCCCCUCUCUCCCCCCAUCACUCUUUCUCCCCCCCAUCACUCUUUCUCCCCCCCAUCACUCUCUCCCCCCCCUCUCUCUCCCCCUCUCUCUCCCCCUCUCUCUCUCCCCUCUACCAGGUCCCUUUACAGAUGUAGUCACCACCAGCCUGACGCUGAAGAACCCAUCUGAUAAAAGAGUAUGUUUCAAAGUGAAGACCACAGCUCCCAGGAGAUACUGCGUACGGCCAAACAGUGGCAUCAUCGAUGCAGGCGUCAUCGUCACCAUCUCUGGUGAGUCAAAUGGGUCACGUGACGGAACUCUCAGGCUGGAAUUUAAAUAGUAUUGGAAUCAUAUUGCAAAUCAUCCCAUGCAAUGAACUUGUACUGUAACGGACAGUUUUCCUGACACACAGUCCAGGGUGCCAUUAUUCAUACAUUUAUUAUUAGAUGGAUGGAGGGUUCUGAUUAAUGAUAAUUGUACCUGAAGUAGGAAAAUUAUGUUAACUGUAUUAGGUUGUCCAGCAUGUCCUGGUCUAUUAAACAUGUUCAAUGGAGAAUCUGGUGCUUUUUUUUAGUCCAGUCAGGACUAGGCCUGAAAAAACAGCCUUAAGGUUACAGUCGUAGUAUUGAAAAUCAAAAACUACAUUCUAAAUGAUUUAUAGCGUAAUUCAAGCACAUGUUUGUUUUUGUUUUUUUUGCUGAGAAAUGUGACUUUUUCUUCAAUCAAUCUGUUCCAGUAAUGCUCCAGCCCUUUGACUACGACCCCAAUGAGAAAAGUAAACACAAAUUCAUGGUCCAGAGCAUCUUUGCUCCCCCUAAUGAGUCUGAGCUGGAUGCUAUGGUGAGUCUAGUUCUUACAGUCAUCUACAACUGCUGGAGCGGGUUCUCCAACCCUGUUCCAACUGCUGGAGCGGGUUCUCCAACCCUGUUCCAACUGCUGGAGCGGGUUCUCCAACCCUGUUCCAACUGCUGGAGCGGGUUCUCCAACCCUGUUCCAACUGCUGGAGCGGGUUCUCCAACCCUGUUCCAACUGCUGGAGCGGGUUCUCCAACCCUGUUCCUGGGUCCUGUUUGGCUCUGGUGGUAGAGCAUGGCGUGGGUUUGAUUCCCACGGGGGACCAGUACGAAAAAAGUAGGAACAUUUAUGCACUCACUAACUGUAAGUUGCUCUGGAUAAGCGCGUCUGCUAAAUGACUAAAAUGUAAACAAUUUAAACUCCAACCCUGUUCCUGGAGAAAGACCCUCCUGUAGGUUUUCGCUCCAACCACAGUUGUAACUAACCUGAUUCAGCUCAUCAACCAGCUAAUUAUUAGUAUCAGGUGCUCGAUUUUAAGGUUGGAGUGAAAACUUACAGGAGGGUAGUUCUCCAGGAACAGGGUUGGAGUUAAAACCUACAGGAGGGUAGUUCUCCAGGAACAGGGUUGGAGUUAAAACCUACAGGAGGGUAGUUCUCCAGGAACCGGUUUGGUGUUAAAACCUACAGGAGGGUAGUUCUCCAGGAACCGGUUUGGUGUUAAAACCUACAGGAGGGUAGUUCUCCAGGAACAGGGUUGGAGUUAAAGCCUACAGGAGGGUAGUUCUCCAGGAACAGGGUUGGAGUUAAAACCUACAGGAGGGUAGUUCUCCAGGAACAGGGUUGGAGUUAAAACCUACAGGAGGGUAGUUCUCCAGGAACAGGGUUGGAGUUAAAACCUACAGGAGGGUAGUUCUCCAGGAACAGGGUUGGAGUUAAAACCUACAGGAGGGUAGUUCUCCAGGAACCGGGCUGGAGUUAAAACCUACAGGAGGGUAGCUCUCCAGGAACAGGGUUGGAGUUAAACCCUACAGGAGGGUAGCUCUCCAGGAACAGGGUUGGAGAACCCUGUUCAAGAUGAACAUACUGUAAUGUAUUAUCUAUGACAGCGAUUCUCAACUGGUGGGUCGUGUCCCAGAUUUGGGUCACGGGAGGUUUUGAAUGGGUCGCGAGUGUCUGGGUAAGAAACAUGGGACCAACACUACAUGUUGAACACAAAUAUAAACGCAACAUGUAAAGUGUUGGUCCCAUGUUUCAUUAGCUGAAAUAAAAGCUUUAUUUCUCUCAAAUGUUGUGCACAAAUGUGUUUACAUCCCUGUUAGUGAGCAUUUCUCCUUUGCCAAGAUGAUCCAUCCACCUGACAGGUGUGGCAUAUCAAGAAGCUGAUUAAACAGUAUGAUCAUUACACCGGUGCACCUUGUGCUGGGGACAAUAAAAGGCCACUCAAAUAUGCAGUUUUGUCACACAACACAAUGACACAGAUGUUUUGAGGGAGCGUGCAAUUGGCAUGCUGACUUCAGGAAGGUCCACCACAUCUGUUGCCAGAUAAUUGAAUGUUAAUUUCUCUACCAUAAGCCGCCUCCAACGUCGUUUUAGAGAAUUUGGCUGUACGUCCAACCAGCCUCAACCACAGACCACGUGUAACCACGCCAGCCCAGGACCUCCACAUCCGGCUUCUUCACAUGCGGGAUCGUCUGAAACCAGCCACCCGGACAGCUGAUGAAACUGUGGGUUUGCACAACCGAAUAGUUUCUGCACAAACUGUCAGAAACCGUCUCAGGGAAGCUCAUCUGCGUGCUCGUCGCCCCCAGGGUCUUGACCUGGCUGCAGUUCAGCAUCGUAACCGACUUCAGUGGUCAAAUGCUCACCUUCAAUGGCCAUUGGCGCCCUGGAGAAGUGUGCUCUUCACGGAUGAAUCCCGGUUUCUGGCUGAUGGCGUCGUGUGGGCGACCGGUUUGCUGACGUCAACAUUGUGAACAGAGUAGGGCUGACCCCAUUUAGUCGACUGGUCGAUAGUCUGUUGGUCAACCAAGAUUUUGUGGCAAAUAUAUAUAUUUUAAAAAUUAUGGCACACGAGACUCCUGUCUCAGUGGACUAAUCCAUUGCGGCGGCACACCAGUAGUAUAUUUACCCAUAAUUCUCAUAGUUUGUUUGGUUACGGUAAUUUCUGUAUUUAUUAUUAUUAUUAUUACAGGUUUACCGUUGGCAUUGUAGGAGUGGACAUGUUGUUUGCAGAGCGCAAAGUUUUGGUUUACUUAAUUUCAUUGACGAGUUGUCAAUUUUCUCUUUGUCUUUUCUUUGGAGCGCUCCUGUCAAUCUUGAGUAAGGAUACUCAUUUGAUUAAAUCAAAUCACAUUUUAUUGGUCACAUGCGCCGAAUACAACAGGUGCAGACAUUACAGUGAAAUGCUUAUUUACAGCCCUUAACCAACAGUGCAUUUAUUUUUAACAAAAAAAGUAAAAAUAAAACAACAACAAAAAAAGUGUUGAGAAAAAAAAGAGCAGAAGUAAAAUAAAAUAACAGUAGGGAGGCUAUAUAUACAGGGGGGUACCGGUGCAGAGUCAAUGUGCCGGGGCACCGGCUAGUUGAGGUAGUUGAAGUAAUAUGUACAUGUGGGCAGAGUUAAAGUGACUAUGCAUAAAUAAUUUACAGAGUAGCAGCAGCGUAAAAAGGAUGGGGUGGGGGGGCAGUGCAAAUAGUCCGGGUAGCCAUGAUUACGCAUAGAAGUAGGCCUAGGCUACCUAUAGAUGUGCCCAUUUGGGGAUCUGAUACUAUUUCUGAUUGAGAAGCUCCACAGUGAUGGGGAGUUAAGACAAAGUCAUUUUUUCUUCGCCGCAAACAGUAAUUAACGGAAGUCUGUUUUUGCAUCCAUUGAGUGACAAUAGUUCCUCAACGUAGCCUAUUUGAAAAAUCUUUCCAGCUCUCUCCCUUUCGAUAACCACUCAGCAUGAAAGGGGAAAUAAAUGUCAUGCUCAGGUCGGUGGAAACGUCAUAAAAUAGGUCUACCUGAUUUACUUUUUAUCCCAAAUAGCCUAAAGCUGUGUCUGUUUGUCUGGAGCUCACUGGCAGGAAACUCUGAGGGCCCAGAAUAUUUUAUACAAUGUUGCAAGGAGCUUCAGGCUGGACCCAAGUAAAUAGUUUAUACAAUGUUUCAAGGAGCUUCAGGCUGACCCAAGUUAAUAGUUGAUACAAUGUUUCAAGUUCCUUGCUGACAGGCCAUGCGUAGCCAAUGUGAUUUAUAGGAUAUUUAUUUUUAUCAGGAUAUUUUCUACUUGUGGGCUGCAAUAUUUUUAUUUGUUGGCUUUAUGUAGGCUAUUGUUCCAUAUUGGCAAUGGCAAUAGAAGUUACUUUUUAGGUUUUGUAUCAUUUUCAUUUAGAUAUAGUUUUGAUUAACCACAUGACAUGGAUUUUGAGAUAUAUAUGAAGACAAAUGUGCAUAUGAAAAUCGUAACUGGCACGCAGAUCAGUAGAAAUGUUACGAUAACUUGGCACUCCAAAUGGAAAAGGUUGCAGACCGCUGGUGUAGCCUAUUACCGACAACUUCAGGAGCUUAACGGCAGAAUCUGCAAAGGCCAGCAGCAGCGGGUAGUCUUCUGGUUAGGCUAUAUUGAUCUCUAGCUCCCUCUUGAGUCAUUUGUGUGUCUUCAUAUUUAAUCACAGUGCUUAAAGCAUCAGAGAAGCUCAGUAGCCUACAGAUAGUUGAUUUUAUUAACACAGAGGGUGUGGCUAGAGAUGGAAAAAUACCCAUUAUAAAAUUUAGACCAACCGAUUGGUCGAAAGAACAGACGACUCUCGUCGACCAAGAUUUAUUUUUCUGUCUGGGACAUCCCUGGAACAGAGUGCCCCAUGGUGGCUGUGGGGGUAUGGGCAGGCAUAAGUUGCGGACAACUAACACAAUUGCAUUUUAUUGAUGGCAAUUUAAAUGCCGAGAUCCUGAGGCCCAUUGUCGUGCCAUUCAUCCGCCGCCAUCACCUCAUGUUUCAGCAUGAUAAUGCACGGCCCCAUGUCGCAAGGAUCUGUACAAAAUUCCUGGCAGCUGAAAAUGUCCCAGUUCUUCCAUGGCCUGCAUACUCACCAGACACUUACAUUUGAGUAAUUUAGCAGACGCUCUUAAGCAGAGCGACUUACAGUAGUCAGUGAGUGCAUACAUUUUUCAUACUGGUCCCCCAUCAGACAUGUCACCCAUUGAGCAUGUUUGGGAUGCUCUGGAUCGACGUGUACGACAGCAUGUUCCAGUUCCUGCCAAUAUCAAGCAACUUCGCACAGCCAUUGAAGAGGAGUGGGACAACAUUCCACAAUCAACUGCCUGAUCAACACUAUGCGAAGAAGAUGUCACGCUACAUGAGGCAAAUUGUAGUCACACCAGAUACUGACUGGUUUUCUGAUCCACGCCCCUACCUUUUUUUUAAAGGUAUCUGUGACCAAGAGAUGCAUAUCUGUAUUCCCAGUCAUGUGAAAUCCAUAGAUUAGGGCCUAAUUUAUUUAUUUCAAUUGACAAUCAGUCUUUGAAAAUGUUGAAUGUUGCGUUUAUAUUUGUCUUCAGUGUAUUUUUCUUCAAUCACAGUAUUUUCUAUAUGUUAUUAGCAGCGCUAUUUAGCGGAUUAGGUUGAUUUUGUGGUCUCAAACCAGUGAGCCUAACAUUCUUACAUUUACAUUUUAGUCAUUUAGCAGAUGCUCUUAUCCAGAGCGACUUACAGUUAGUGAGUGCAUACAUUUUUCAUACUGCCCCCCCCCCCCCCCCCCCCCCCCCCCCGUGGGAAACGAACCCACAACCCUGCCGUUGCAAGUGCCAUGCUCUACCAACUGAGCUACAGGGGACCUAUAGCAAGAAUAUGGGAAAAAUUGAAUUAUUUACAGUGUAAAAGGUGGGACUGUUGUUCCCUUAUCAUAUAAUUGGUACAUUUACUAUCAGUGUAACAUUAAACUGUUUUCCAAAUUGCAUUUUGGCAACAAAAACCCCCCAACAAAACCAGUUGAGAUCCACCUAUCUGAAUUGUGGUAGUUUCCCCUCUAGUCCAGCAGAGGGCAGCAACAUAAUUGUGGUAGUUUCCCCUCUAGUCCAGCAGAGGGCAGCAACAGUUGUGGUAUUUUCUACUCUAGCCAGGGGUCCAAAACAGCGGAAAAGUUGAGCCUCGCGCUUUAACGCUCUAAGUAGUUGCGGAAAUGUACCACUAUGCUAUUUAUUUUCUGCGUCUACGUCAUAUCGCUGCGUCUACCUUUUUAAGGCCAGGCACCACACCCUAAUAGGGAUUUUUUCCCCCCCGUUUAUCAUAUCACAAUCAUCUUUUACCAAAUAUAGUACUUUCUUGUAUUACAAUUUUUCUGAAAUAUGAUAUUACAAUAUGCAAAUAGAACAUUAUCUCGUUAAAUAUGCAUAUACAUUUUUCAGGAAACUGGAUGAAGUCAGACUAAAUAUUUUGGUUUCAUUUUGUUAAGACACUCCAGGACCAGACAUACUUCAGAGCAGAUUGUGUAUAAAUACUUGUAUUUCUGUCUAUAAAAUACAAAAGCCAUUUAUGUGAAAUAUAUCUGACAGAGAUGGAGACAAUAUUUUCUGACUGCUUUGGUGGAAUUCUCCGCUCUGUCUAGACUACAUUCUUCUCUUGCGUUCUGUAGGCUAGAUAACAUAUUUAUUGAAAUAGGAAAUAGCAAUGUGAAAAUUACUCGGAAUGACACUCGUGUGCUGCACUGCCCGACUCGUUUAAAUUCAAAAAGUUCUAAACCAUCGUCUGUCACAUCACGGUGUCGUCGCCAUCGACGACGGCUGUCAAUCACCGUCGACAGACGAUGCUGUCGUAAUAUUGCCCAACCCUAGUAUGAUGGUGUGUCUGCGUGUGUUUAUGUACUGUGUGUGUGUGUGUGGAUGAAGUCCAGCUAAUAGUAGUUUUAGUCUGAUGAAUAACAUGCGGUAUGUAUUCCUCCCCUCCUCCAGUGGAAAGAUGUGAAACCAGAUGAUCUUAUGGAUUCCAAGCUGAGAUGUGUAUUCGACCUGCCUUCUGAAAACAAUAAAGUGGUAAGUCCUGCUGCCGGACGGAGAGAUUAUCCUACGUUUCCAACCCAAACUCCACCGUGUUUUUCUGAGCUGUUUACUGUUCGUCGAAAGCGUUCAAACUGACCUGGUAGAUGUGUAGCUAAUAUUUAAAAGAUCACAUAAAGGGGGGCGGGGAGGAGGCCCAGUUUACAGUUUUAACAAUUAGUACCAAGUUUCCAUCCAACUAUUUCAUGCGGAUGAAUGCAUAAAAAAAGUCCUUAUGGAAACGGCAAAUUUGUCGCUAAAACUUCCCGAUGUCGACGAAACAAAUCAAAUCAAAUCAAAUCAAAUUUUAUUGGUCACAUGCGCCGAAUACAACAGGUGCAGACAUUACAGUGAAAUGCUUACUUACAGCCCUUAACCAACAGUGCAUUUAUUUUAAACAAAAAAGUAAGAAUAAAACAACAACAAAAAAGUGUUGAGAAAAAAGAGCAGAAGUAAAAAAUAAAGUGACAGUAGGGAGGCUAUAUAUACAAUAGAAUAAAGUGACAGUAGGGAGGCUAUAUAUACAGGGGGGUACCGUUGCAUAGUCAAUGUGCGGGGGCACCGGCUAGUUGAGGUAGUUGAGGUAAUAUGUACAUGUGGGUAGAGUUAAAGUGACUAUGCAUAAAUACUUAACAGAGUAGCAGCAGCGUAAAAAGGAUGGGGUGGGGGGGCAGUGCAAAUAGUCCGGGUAGCCAUGAUUAGCUGUUCAGGAGUCUUAUGGCUUGGGGGUAGAAGCUGUUGAGAAGUCUUUUGGACCUAGACUUGGCACUCCGGUACCGCUUGCCGUGCGGUAGCAGAGAGAACAGUCUAUGACUAGGGUGACUGGAGUCUUUGACAAUUUUGAGGGCCUUCCUCUGACACCGCCUGGUAUAGAGGUCCUGGAUGGCAGGGAGCUUUGCCCCAGUGAUGUACUGGGCCGUACGCACUACCCUCUGUAGUGCCUUGCGGUCAGAGGCCAAGCAGUUGCCAUACCAGGCGGUGAUGCAACCAGUCAGGAUGCUCUCGAUGGUGCAGCUGUAGAAUGUUUUGAGGAUCUGAGGACCCAUGCCAAAUCUUUUUAGUCUCCUGAGGGGGAAUAGGCUUUGUCGUGCCCUCUUCACGACUGUCUUGGUGUGUUUGGACCAUGAUAGUUCGUUGGUGAUGUGGACACCAAGGAACUUGAAGCUCUCAACCUGUUCCACUACAGCCCCGUCGAUGAGAAUGGGGGCGUGCUCAGUCCUCUUUUUUUUCCUGUAGUCCACAAUCAUCUCCUUUGUCUUGGUCACGUUGAGGGAGAGGUUGUUGUCCUGGCACCACACGGCCAGAUCUCUGACCUCCUCCCUAUAGGCUGUCUCAUCGUUGUCGGUGAUCAGGCCUACCACUGUUGUGUCGUCGGCAAACUUAAUGAUGGUGUUGGAGUCGUGCCUGGCCAUGCAGUCAUGGGUGAACAGAGAGUACAGGAGGGGACUGAGCACGCACCCCUGAGGGGCCCCCGUGUUGAGGAUCAGUGUGGCAGAUGUGUUGUUACCUACCCUUACCACCUGGGGGCGGCCCGUCAGGAAGUCCAGGAUCCAGUUGCAGAGGGAGGUGUUUAGUCCCAGGAUCCUUAGCUUAGUGAUGAGCUUUGAGGGCACUAUGGUGUUGAAUGCUGAGCUGUAGUCAAUGAAUAGCAUUCUCACGUAGGUGUUCCUCUUGUCCAGGUGGGAAAGGGCAGUGUGGAGUGCGAUAGAGAUUGCAUCAUCUGUGGAUCUGUUGGGGCGGUAUGCAAAUUGGAGUGGGUCUAGGGUUUCUGGGAUUAUGCUGUUGAUGUGAGCCAUGACCAGUCUUUCAAAGCACUUCAUGGCUACAGACGUCAGUGCCACGGGUCGGUAGUCAUUUAGGCAGGUUAUCUUAGCGUUCUUGGGCACGGGGACUAUGGUGGUCUGCUUGAAACAUGUUGGUAUUACAGACUCAGUCAGGGACAUGUUGAAAAUGUCAGUGAAGACACUUGCCAGUUGGUCAGCACAUGCUCAGAGUACACGUCCUGGUAAUCCGUCUGGCCCUGCGGCCUUGUGAAUGUUGACCUGCUUAAAAGUCUUACUCACAUCGGCUACGGAGAGCGUGAUCACAUAGUCGUCCGGAACAGCUGGUGCUCUCAUGCAUGCUUCAGUGUUGCUUGCCUCGAAGCGAGCAUAGAAGUGGUUUAGCUCGUCUGGUAGGCUUGUGUCACUGGGCAGCUCGCGGCUGUGCUUCCCUUUGUAGUCUGUAAUAGUUUUCAAGCCCUGCCACAUCCGACGAGCGUCAGAGCCAGUGUAGUAUGAUUCAAUCUUAGACCUGUAUUGACUCUUUGCCUGUUUGAUGGUUCGUCGGAGGUCAUAGCGGGAUUUCUUAUAAGCGUCCGGGUUAGAGUCCCGUUCCUUGAAAGCGGCAGCUCUACCCUUUAGCUCAGUGCGGAUGUUUCCUGUAAUCCAUGGCUUCUGGUUGGGGUAUGUACGUACGGUCACUGUGGGGACGACAUCAUCGAUGCACUUAUUGAUGAAGCCAGUGACUGAUGUGGUGUACUCCUCAAUGCUGUCUGAAGAAUCCCGGAACAUGUUCCAGUCUGUGCUAGCAAAACAGUCCUGUAGCUUAGCAUCUGCGUCAUCUGACCACUUUUUUAUUAGCCGAAUCACUGGUGCUUCCUGCUUCAGUUUUUGCUUAUAAGCAGGAAUCAGGAGGAUAGAGUUAUGGUCAGAUUUGCCAAAUGGAGGGCGAGGGAGAGCUUUGUAUGCGUCUCUGUGUGUGGAGUAAAGGUGGUCUAGAGUUUUUUCCCCUCUGGUUGCACAUUUAACAUGCUGGUAGAAAUGAGGUAGAACGGAUUUAAGUUUCCCUGCAUUAAAGUCCCCCUGCUACUAGGAGCGCUGCAUCUGGAUGAGCGUUUUCCUGUUGAUUAAUGGCCUUGUACAACUCAUUCAGUGCAAUCUUAAUGCCAGCAUUGGUUUGUGGUGGUAAAUAGACAGCUAUGAAAAGUAUAGAUGAAAACUCUCUUGGUAAAUAGUGUGGUCUACAGCUUAUCAUAAGAUACUCUACCUCAGGCGAGCAAAACCUUGAGACUUCCUUAGUAUUUGAUUUUGUGCACCAGCUGUUGUUUACAAAAAUACAGAGACCGCCACCCCUCGUCUUACCCGAGUCUGCCGUUCUGUCCUGCCGAUGUAGCGUAUAGCCUGCUAGCUGAAUGUUGUCAUUGUUGUCAUUCAGCCACGACUCCGUGAAACAUAAGAUAUUACAGUUUUUAAUGUCCCGUUGGUAGGAUAACCGUAAUCUUAAAUCGUCCAUUUUAUUCUCCAAAGCUUGAACGUUGGCUAAUAGGAUUGAUGGGAGAGGCAGUUUACUCGUUCGCCGUCGGAUCCUUACAAGGCACCCCGACCUACGUCCACGAAAUCUCCGUCUCUUCCUCACGCGAAUGACGGGGAUCUGGGCCUUGUCGGGUGUCUGUAGGAUAUCCUUCGCGAACGCCUCGUUGAAGAAAAAGUGUUCGUCCAACGCGAGGUGAGUAAUCGCUGUCCUGAUAUCCAGAAGCUCUCUUUGGUUAUAAGAGACGAUGGCAUAAACAUUAUGUACAAAAUAAAUUACAAAUAACGCGGAAAAACACACAUAAUAGUACAAUUGGUUAGAGGGCUGUAAAACGGCAGCCAUCUUCUUCCGGCGCUAGACAAGGUGUGAUAUCUUUUUAGUUACGAUUAACUUUAUAACUUGUGCUGAUGAUGAUGAUUUUCAUGUAAAUGUCCUCUAAAUAUCCAGGAGGGCAGACGAUCAUUAAAAAAUGAAGCUGGUGACAUGACGAUCAUCAUGUUAACCUACCUUGUCCACUUGAUCAGCGGACUGUUGUCUCUAGAGAGCGUGCGGACAAAACAGAUUGGGCGAGUUUAGCUGUUUAUCGCAACAGUUUUUUUUUUUUGUGACGAAACCAUCUUCGAGUUGAAAAUGGAAACCGUUUUUAUAUUUUAUUCUGUACGUGAACGCUUAAGGCUCAAAAGUGCUUUUAUAUGCACUGUGUCAUCACGCACAGCAAUUUAUCUGCCAAAAAGUCAGUUUUUUUUCCCUAUGCUGACUUUAGAAUAUUCGCAUGAAAUUCUGUCGCCAAUUGGAAGGAAACCCAGCUUACCGUCUCCAAAUGAGGAGGGAAAUUCCAUAGUAGGCAGAUGUUGCUGCUUUUACAUUUAACAUGUCUGUUCUCAGUUAUCAAAUGUCUUUGUCGUUCGUCAGUCCUCUCAACAUGUUCUCUAUGCAGUCUGAUAAGUACCGCCGGAGCAGGUUUUCCCUAUUCUAGAGGGAAUCCCCAUCGGUGUGUUUGUUCCAGAUGCACAUUCUUUUCUGUUUAGGUCGUUGGAGGUCAUAGUAUUGUCAUAUCAAUGCGUCCCAAAUGGCACCCUUUCCCCUAUAUAGUGCACUACUUUUAUCCAAGGCCCGUAGGGUAACGUUUGGGACAAACACAUUGUUGAUGUGUCUCCUAAGAGGUUAAAACACUUCUUCAGGCAUGUUAAAACCGAUACUCUGCCAAGCUCUGAAAACACACCCUGAAUUUGUCCUCACCCCAUAGUUCUCCCUCCCCCCCUCCCCCCAUGGCUCUCUGUCCCUCCCCCUCACCCCAAUGGCUCUCCCUCCCUCCCCCUCACCCCAUGGCUCUCCUCCCUCCCUCCCUCCCUCCCUCCCUCCCUCCCUCCCCCUCCCCCCCAUGGCUCUCUCUCCCUCCCCCCUCCCCCCCAUGGCUCUCUCUCCCUCCCCCCCCAUGGCUCUCUCUCCCGCCCUCCCCCCCAUGGCUCUCUCUCUCUCCCUACCCCCAUGGCUUUCUCUCCCUCCCUCCCCCCAUAGUUCUCCCUCCCUCCCCCUCCCCCAGGUCAGCAGCUCAGGGCCAGGAGAAUAGGUCCUUCACUAGAGGAUCAGCAGGGUUAACUACCCCAGUGCAGUCGGGCAGACACUCCUCCAUGUUCUCAGGAGAGCCAGGCUAUGAGAGGGGGUCUCGCCUGCCCCCCCGGGGCACCCCUGCCCCGGGUGGUGGGGAGUUCCGUACCCCCUUCAGCAGCAGACUGGGGCUAGGUCUGCCCCCCACCCCGCCAGGCAGUGUUGGCAACAGGAGGGAUCUACAGGGGUUCAGGACAGCCCCCAGCUCUGAGGUUAAAGUCAGAAAGAUACCGCAGGUUUGUGAGGAUACAGACAGACAGACAGGCAGACAGAUUUGUCAGCAGUAGAUUUAAAAACAAAAGGGCUCACUUAGAACUCUCUUCCUGUUUACUCAGUGUUCCAGAGUGUAUUUCCCAUCCUCUUCCUGUGUACUCAGGGUUCCAGAGUGUAUUUCCCAUCCUCUUCCUGUGUACUCAGUGUACCAGAGUGUGUAUUUCCCAUCCUCUUCCUGUGUACUCAGUGUUCCAGAGUGUAUUUCCCAUCCUCUUCCUGUGUACUCAGGGUUCCAGAGUGUAUUUCCCAUCCUCUUCCUGUGUACUCAGUGUUCCAGAGUGUAUUUCCCAUCCUCUUUCUGUGUACUCAGGGUUCCAGAGUGUAUUUCCCAUCCUCUUCCUGUGUACUCAGGGUUCCAGAGUGUAUUUCCCAUCCUCUUCCUGUGUACUCAGGGUUCCAGAGUGUAUUUCCCAUCCUCUUCCUGUGUACUCAGUGUACCAGAGUGUGUAUUUCCCAUCCUCUUCCUGUGUACUCAGUGUUCCAGAGUGUAUUUCCCAUCCUCUUCCUGUGUACUCAGGGUUCCAGAGUGUAUUUCCCAUCCUCUUCCUGUGUACUCAGUGUUCCAGAGUGUAUUUCCCAUCCUCUUCCUGUGUACUCAGGGUUCCAGAGUGUAUUUCCCAUCCUCUUCCUGUGUACUCAGGGUUCCAGAGUGUAUUUCCCAUCCUCUUCCUGUGUACUCAGGGUUCCAGAGUGUAUUUCCCAUCCUCUUCCUGUGUACUCAGUGUACCAGAGUGUGUAUUUCCCAUCCUCUUCCUGUGUACUCAGUGUUCCAGAGUGUAUUUCCCAUCCUCUUCCUGUGUACUCAGGGUUCCAGAGUGUAUUUCCCAUCCUCUUCCUGUGUACUCAGUGUUCCAGAGUGUAUUUCCCAUCCUCUUCCUGUGUACUCAGGGUUCCAGAGUGUAUUUCCCAUCCUCUUCCUGUGUACUCAGGGUUCCAGAGUGUAUUUCCCAUCCUCUUCCUGUGUACUCAGUGUUCCAGAGUGUAUUUCCCAUUCUCUUCCUGUGUACUCAGGGUUCCAGAGUGUAUUUCCCAUCCUCUUCCUGUGUACUCAGUGUUCCAGAGUGUAUUUCCCCAUCCUCUUCCUGUGUACUCAGGGUUCCAGAGUGUAUUUCCCAUCCUCUUCCUGUGUACUCAGUGUUCCAGAGUGUAUUUCCCAUCCUCUUCCUGUGUACUCAGUGUUCCAGAGUGUAUUUCCCAUCCUCUUCCUGUGUACUCAGUGUUCCAGAGUGUAUUUCCCAUCCUCUUCCUGUGUACUCAGGGUUCCAGAGUGUAUUUCCCAUCCUCUUCCUGUGUACUCAGGGUUCCAGAGUGUAUUUCCCAUCCUCUUCCUGUGUACUCAGGGUUCCAGAGUGUAUUUCCCAUCCUCUUCCUGUGUACUCAGGGUUCCAGAGUGUAUUUCCCAUCCUCUUCCUGUGUACUCAGGGUUCCAGAGUGUGUAUUUCCCAUCCUCUUCCUGUGUACUCAGGGUUCCAGAGUGUAUUUCCCAUCCUCUUUCCUUCACUGUGUCACUAUGACAUGUCGUUGACUGAUCAGUGACUAAAGUAUGCACUAGUGCUAAUAAUCCAUUGAUUCCAUUGCUGCCAGACAAGCUCAAUCAAACAUCCGCUAAAGUGUUUUGAAGUGGAAACGAAUACCAUUUGAACCCAUGUCUAGUAUGGACAAUCUCCUAACCUAACCUCCAGUCCUCUGCCCCAGGCCAGGAUACAGUAGCCUGGUCCUAACCUAACCUCCAGUCCUCUGCCCCAGGCCAGGAUACAGUAGCCUGGUCCUAACCUAACCUCCAGUCCUCUGCCCCAGGCCAGGAUACAGUAGCCUGGUCCUAACCUAACCUCCAGUCCUCUGCCCCAGGCCAGGAUACAGUAGCCUGGUCCUAACCUAACCUCCAGUCCUCUGCCCCAGGCCAGGAUACAGUAGCCUGGUCCUAACCUAACCUCCAGUCCUCUGCCCCAGGCCAGGAUACAGUAGCCUGGUCCUAACCUAACCUCCAGUCCUCUGCCCCAGGCCAGGAUACAGUAGCCUGGUCCUAACCUAACCUCCAGUCCUCUGCCCCAGGCCAGGAUACAGUAGCCUGGUCCUAACCUAACCUCCAGUCCUCUGCCCCAGGCCAGGAUACAGUAGCCUGGUCCUAACCUAACCUCCAGUCCUCUGCCCCAGGCCAGGAUACAGUAGCCUGGUCCUAACCUAACCUCCAGUCCUCUGCCCCAGGCCAGGAUACAGUAACCUGGUCCUAACCUAACCUCCAGUCCUCUGCCCCAGGCCAGGAUACAGUAACCUGGUCCUAACCUAACCUCCAGUCCUCUGCCCCAGGCCAGGAUACAGUAGCCUGGUCCUAACCUAACCUCCAGUCCUCUGCCCCAGGCCAGGAUACAGUAGCCUGGUCCUAACCUAACCUCCAGUCCUCUGCCCCAGGCCAGGAUACAGUAGCCUGGUCCUAACCUAACCUCCAGUCAUCUGCCCCAGGCCAGGAUACAGUAGCCUGGUCCUAACCUAACCUCCAGUCCUCUGCCCCAGGCCAGGAUACAGUAGCCUGGUCCUAACCUAACCUCCAGUCCUCUGCCCCAGGCCAGGAUACAGUAGCCUGGUCCUAACCUAACCUCCAGUCCUCUGCCCCAGGCCAGGAUACAGUAGCCUGGUCCUAACCUAACCUCCAGUCCUCUGCCCCAGGCCAGGAUACAGUAACCUGGUCCUAACCUAACCUCCAGUCCUCUGCCCCAGGCCAGGAUACAGUACCCUGGUCCUAACCUAACCUCCAGUCCACUGCCCCAGGCCAGGAUACAGUACCCUGGUCCUAACCUAACCUCCAGUCCUCUGCCCCAGGCCAGGAUACAGUAGCCUGGUCCUAACCUAACCUCCAGUCCUCUGCCCCAGGCCAGGAUACAGUAGCCUGGUCCUAACCUAACCUCCAGUCCUCCGCCCCAGACCAGGAUACAGUAGCCUGGUCCUAACCUAACCUCCAGUCCUCCGCCCCAGGCCAGGAUACAGUAGCCUGGUCCUAACCUAACCUCCAGUCCUCUGCCCCAGGCCAGGAUACAGUAUUCUGGUCCUAACCUAACCUCCAGUCCUCUGCCCCAGGCCAGGAUACAGUAUUCUGGUCCUAACCUAACCUCCAGUCCUCUGCCCCAGGCCAGGAUACAGUAGCCUGGUCCUAACCUAACCUCCAGUCCUCUGCCCCAGGCCAGGAUACAGUAACCUGGUCCUAACCUAACCUCCAGUCCUCUGCCCCAGGCCAGGAUACAGUACCCUGGUCCUAACCUAACCUCCAGUCCACUGCCCCAGGCCAGGAUACAGUACCCUGGUCCUAACCUAACCUCCAGUCCUCUGCCCCAGGCCAGGAUACAGUAGCCUGGUCCUAACCUAACCUCCAGUCCUCUGCCCCAGGCCAGGAUACAGUAGCCUGGUCCUAACCUAACCUCCAGUCCUCUGCCCCAGGCCAGGAUACAGUAGCCUGGUCCUAACCUAACCUCCAGUCCUCUGCCCCAGGCCAGGAUACAGUAGCCUGGUCCUAACCUAACCUCCAGUCCUCCGCCCCAGGCCAGGAUACAGUAGCCUGGUCCUAACCUAACCUCCAGUCCUCCGCCCCAGGCCAGGAUACAGUAGCCUGGUCCUAACCUAACCUCCAGUCCUCUGCCCCAGGCCAGGAUACAGUAGCCUGGUCCUAACCUAACCUCCAGUCCUCUGCCCCAGGCCAGGAUACAGUAGCCUGGUCCUAACCUAACCUCCAGUCCUCUGCCCCAGGCCAGGAUACAGUAGCCUGGUCCUAACCUUACCUCCAGUCCUCUGCCCCAGGCCAGGAUACAGUAGCCUGGUCCUAACCUAACCUCCAGUCCUCUGCCCCAGGCCAGGAUACAGUAGCCUGGUCCUAACCUAACCUCCAGUCCUCUGCCCCAGGCCAGGAUACAGUAACCUGGUCCUAACCUAACCUCCAGUCCUCUGCCCCAGGCCAGGAUACAGUAGCCUGGUCCUAACCUAACCUCCAGUCCUCUGCCCCAGGCCAGGAUACAGUAGCCUGGUACCAGAUCUGCUUGCGACAUACAGCACAAACUGAUCUGGGACCAGGCUAAGGACACACCUAGGGCUCGACUCAAUCAGAUCCGCUUUAGCCAACAUCUGCAUAGUGGUUGUUUUGACGGUGGCGGAGGUGGAACUGUGUUCGAGCUGUCCAAUCCACAAGUGGCUGCCAGCAUUAUACCUAAAGCGGACGUUGCCAUUGGCUGCACGGCGUCGCAUUGACAGAAAUCCCAUACAGCCUUGUUUUACAAGUUCCAACACUAGAAUGUGAGAGGUACCUCUAAACCUCACCUCGAUUAUUUAGUUUAAUGAUUUUUUUUUUUACAAUUUUGAGUGUAAUUUUGUGUGUAGGUUACACUUUAACAUUCUGAACAUCUAACGCGUGGGGCGGGUGCUGGCGACAAUGAUCACAAGAGCAGCGGGUGUCUGCCAUCGCCGGUGAACGCUUGAUCUGAUUGAGUCUGACCCUGAUGUUGCCGCUGGGUUUCUGUUUAGUGGGUUUUCUUAAACAUUCUCCAUGUCUGCGGAAUGAGCCUUAGGCUGCGUCCCAAAUAGCUCCCUGUACCCCUGUAUAGCCCUGUGGUCCCUGUUCAGAAAGUAAUACACUAGAUAGAGAAUAAGGGAGUGGUUUCUCUCGACGCUUCCAGAAGGACGUGGAAGGGAGCAGCGACGUGGCCGUGCAGAACUCCUCCAAGGCAGCGGACGGACCCGUGGUAGCAGCGGCGUCGUCAAAGACGGUCAGCGCCUCCGUGGACGACUCUGAGAUGAAGAAACUGUCAGAGGAGUGCAAGAGACUGCAGGCUGAGAUGGGCAAACUGACUGACGAGAACAGACAACUCAAG
Coregonus sp. 'balchen' is the source of this 26791-nucleotide messenger RNA. The record is from the annotation of a GenBank genome assembly. NCBI's taxonomy places the organism in Eukaryota, Metazoa, Chordata, Actinopteri, Salmoniformes, Salmonidae.